AUGGCGGACGAGACGGAGGUGGAGACGGUCACGCGCAUCCAGGCCGUCGACAUCCGGGACUUGUACCCGGAGCUGGCACCGGAAGACGCGACCUCGCGCGUGUGUCUGCUGUGCGGCGCCAAGCUCAAGGACAAGACGCACAACCUCACGCGGCAUCUGGAGCGACACCACGCCGGGGCGCUCCUGCAGCUGCUGGAGCAGCGCAACCAGGCGUCGCCCAGUGUUUUGGCCACCAGGACCAGGCGCGCGCAGCAGGAGAAGACAGCGGCGGCCGCGGCCAGGCAGUCCGCGGGGCCAGUGGAGGACGCUCUGCUCAAGGCUGGAGACGCCAAGCUGGCGCUGGCGAGAUGGCUUGCCCAGGAGCAGCUACCCGUCGACCUGAUCGAGAAAUCCGGCUUCCGCGAGUUCAUCGAGGCGCUGAAUGGGCAGUUCAGCCCGCCCAAGCAGGAGGAGCUCCGCCAGCUGCUGGAGACGCUGAUGAUGGCGCUGCGAGCGACAUGUCGAUGCAGUGAGGACUCCCCGAUGGUGACAUACAGUCGAGUUGCGUGCGACAUCGUCGAAAAUGGAGAAGCCAAAGUGCGGGUCUUGAGAGCAGCCGCGUCGCUCUUCGAUGCGCAGACUUGUCGUGGCAGCGUGCUAGGCAAGAACGGAGUGCUCGGUAGGUCUUUCGUCGGGAGCAGCAGCCGCAGUUCCUCCUGUCUCGGCGUUAGUGCGUCCAGCGGCGCGCUCGCCGACUACAUCGUGCUGCCAGUCUCCAAUCUGUGCGCGGUGCCGCCCGCCGUGCCUGACGACUUGGCUCUUCUAGCAGACGAUGUUGCUGUCGUCCUCUCGAUCGUCAGCGAGUUGCAGCGGCGGCACGUGACCAACGUCGCCAUUUUGUCUGACGGCCCGUCGACGAUCCUCUCCUCCUUGUUGACGCGAUACCUGCACCAAGAUCUGCAAGCCCCCGCCCAAAACCUGCACGUCUUCUCCACGUCGACAACAGGCAGCUCCGCGUGGUCCCCGCACGCCUCCUACACCUCUCUAGAUAUUUAUCAGCCGGCAGCCGUAGCUCACGUGCUCUCGCAGCAGACCGAGCUGGCGCUGGAAGCCGUCGUGGACCUCAUCGGCUUCGAGGCCUCCGCUGAGUUGGCCACGUCGCUGGUGCAGUCCAUGGGCUGCGUCGUGCUCGUGGACCGCUCGAGGCUGGAGCUGCAUUCGCGCGCCAGCGUCGCCAUGGACAUGAACGCCGUCGUGGUGCGCGAGCUGGAGGUCGUGAGCGUGCCCGACUGUCGCAGCUACUUACGCGCCGCGCUCGAGUACCUGGCGGCACAGGCUCAGAGUCAGCAGAGCGCCACCGAGUUGCGCGCGUUCCUGCUGGACGGCGUGGCGCUCUCGCAGGCGCUGCCCGAGCUCCAGACGAUCGCGGAGCACGCCGUCACCGAGCGGUAUCUUCAAGUGGUCCCGUAG
Phytophthora sojae is the source of this 1449-nucleotide messenger RNA. RefSeq lists its product as hypothetical. Gene Ontology annotation, molecular function: DNA binding. The coding region runs from base 1 to 1449 and encodes 482 amino acids. The transcript has 3 exons. Lineage: Eukaryota; Oomycota; Peronosporomycetes; Peronosporales; Peronosporaceae. The record is from RefSeq and is a predicted model, not a curated record.